AUGUCGCCUCCAAGUCAAAAAGGGAUCGCACUCAUCACAGGAUCUGCUCAGGGCAUUGGUCGAGGUAUCGCUCUACGACUUGCGAGGGACGGCUUCGACAUUGCCUUAAACGACCUCCCAACGAAAAGUGGGCAGCUGGCCGCUGUAGCUAGUGAAGUCGAAGCAUUAGGACGCAAAGCGUGUAUCGUGAUCGCGGAUGUAACGAUCGAAGAGGAAGUCAAGAACAUGGUCAACGACACUGUAAAAGAGCUGAGCGGAUUGGAUGUGAUGGUCGCCAACGCUGGCAUUCCAGGAGCCAACACAGUCUUGGCAACCACUGUUGAAGAUUGGGAGCGUGCAUUCACCGUUAACGCCCGCGGAGUCUUCUUGUGUUAUAAACAUGCCGCAGUACAGAUGAUAUCCCAGGGCCGUGGUGGUAGGAUCAUUGGCGCAAGCUCCAUUGCCGGAAAGAUAGGAUUUCCAUCAGCUGCUGCAUAUUGCGCUAGCAAGUUCGCUGUCCGCGGAUUGACGCAGACGGCUGCUCUUGAGCUCGGAAAAUACAAUAUCACAGUCAACUCCUAUGCACCGGGUGUCAUACAAACCGAGAUACGUACGUUCUAUGUGAUAGUAUGUAGAUCGAAGCUGAUCGAUUCCGUAAACUCACUCAUUGGGAACCGACCGAUCAAACACAAUGGCCAACCAGAAGAUAUUGCAAGCAUUGUCAGUUAUUUGGCAUCAAAAGAAGCGCAUUUCAUCACAGGUGAGUAUUUAUUUGCCCACGUUCAACUGAGAAGACCGUAUUCGGUAUGGUAUGGCUUCAAACUUAGGAACUUUGGGAUCUCCUCCCUGAAGGUAGUCAGGGGGACUGCUCAAACAUUACCCGUGAUGUCUCACUCCAAAGGUGUCGCCCUCGUAACCGGCUCAGCACAAGGAAUUGGCCGUGCAAUAGCCAUCAGAUUAGCUCAAGACGGCUUCGAUUUAGUGCUUAAUGAUCUGCCGGGAAAGAAAGAGGCACUGGAAGACUUCGCAGCCGAACUUCAGCGGGGCGGAGAACCAGAGGGUUCCUACCAUCCCAGGACAUGCAUUGUGACUUGCGAUGUCAGUGAAGAAGACGAGGUGAAGAGUAUGAUCGAUACCGCAGUCAACGUCCUAGGCAGCUUGGAUGUUAUGAUUGCGAAUGCUGGAAUUAGUGCCAUGGUAGAUCUCUUAAGUGAAACUAUAGAAGGGUGGGACCGUAUGAUGCGAAUCAACGCCACCUCCGCAUUCCUGUGCUAUAAAUACGCCGCCAUCCAGAUGGUGAAACAGGGGCGUGGCGGUCGCAUCAUCGGUGCCAGCUCUAUGGUAGGAAUUCAAGCCACAUCCCCCUUGCUGUCGUACAGUGCAAGUAAAUUUGCUGUUAGAGGUAUAACGCAAGCGGCUGCACUGCAACUCGGUCAAUAUGGAAUCACAGUCAACUCCUAUGCUCCAGGCAUCAUAGCGACACCCAUGGGUAAGUGCUACAAGCAUUUUUGUUGCACGAUUGACGCCUCUGCAGUUGGAUACGUCGGACAACCGGAAGAUGUUGCCAGCGCUGUUGCAUACCUAGCUUCCAAGGAGGCCCAUUUCAUCACAGGCAAGUUUCCCAUCCGGCAAGGGCUGUAUGUGAACUAA
Messenger RNA from Suillus clintonianus, 1629 nucleotides. RefSeq names its product NAD(P)-binding protein. Lineage: Eukaryota; Fungi; Basidiomycota; Agaricomycetes; Boletales; Suillaceae. The transcript is spliced from 13 exons. Gene Ontology annotation, molecular function: oxidoreductase activity, acting on the CH-OH group of donors, NAD or NADP as acceptor. The record is from RefSeq and is a predicted model, not a curated record. The coding region runs from base 1 to 1629 and encodes 542 amino acids.